UGACCGGGGAGGUUUCACUAGCUAUGCAAAAUCUCUGUGCGGUCUCCUCAUUGCCCUUCGUGUAACGCCUGGCCGUCUACACAAUUUUCAUCGACCUUGACUGCACUGUUAAGUGAUCGAGAAACGAACAUGCAGUCGCUAAAACAAGUAGCCAAAUGCAGUGUGAUGUGCGCCAGGAAUGCCACCACGGCUGCCGCACCGAAGGCCGGAGCAGCGUCGAGCCGGCGCAUGAAGUUUCCUUACACAUUCACGGCCAAGCUUGUGCAGUUCCCUUACAAGUUUCACUACAACAACAUGUGGCUCAUCAAGUUCAUGGUGCCGGCCUGGAUCCUCUACAUGGUUUUUAUUGUGAGGCCCAUCCAUAAAGCAGUGAACUCCCCUGCGGCUGUCGCUGCUCACAAGGAACUGAUGCGAAAGCAGGCGCAAGAGCAUGCGCACGGCCACUAGGCGACGCUGAAGGACGCCGACAGUUAGAAGCUAGACACAAGUCAUCAAUAAAGGGUUCUUUUCGUUCUA
Ixodes scapularis (black-legged tick) is the source of this 516-nucleotide messenger RNA. RefSeq lists its product as uncharacterized. NCBI's taxonomy places the organism in Eukaryota, Metazoa, Arthropoda, Arachnida, Ixodida, Ixodidae. Bases 130 to 447 code for a protein of 105 amino acids. The transcript has 4 exons. The record is from RefSeq and is a predicted model, not a curated record.